CCGGAAGCUCUUCGUGCUCGCGCCACGUCAGAGCUACAACACUGUUAUCAUCAUUGCAACCAAAGCUGAGGAAGACUUGCUUCAGCCUUCAGCAUGCUGUACCUGGGACUGAGCUGUUUGCUGCUCCAUGUGUUUGUGGUGUUUGGGACUGAGCUCACAUUUGAGCUCCCCGACAAUGACAAACAGUGUUUCUACGAGGAACUAGAGAAAGACGUGAAGUUCGACAUUGACUUCCAAGUGAUUUCAGGAGGGAACUAUGAUGUGGACUGUUUUGUCACAGAUCCUCAAAACAAUGUGUUGUAUAACGAGAAAAAGAAGCAGUACGACAGCUUCUCUCACACCACAGCUAUGAAGGGAGUCUACAAGGUCUGCUUUAGCAAUGAAUUCUCCACGUUUACACACAAAAUUGUGUAUCUGGAGUUCCGCCAUGGUGAUGAGGAACCUCUCCUCCCGAGCAUGACUGGAACCACGGCACUGACUCAGCUGGAGUCGACUUGCGUCUCCAUUCAUGAGAUCCUGAAGGUGGUGGCUGAAUCCCAGACGUGGUACAGACUACGAGAGGCACAAGACCGCACAAAGGCAGAGCACCUCUUAGAGCGGGUUACCUACUGGUCAGUCGGAGAAACCGUUCUGCUGUUUGUCAUCGGCAUCGGUCAAGUCAUGUUGCUUAGGAGCUUCUUCAGUGACAAGAAAGGCUCUGUAGCAGCGAUGACUUAACCAUGUAGUCUUGAAGACGGGUGGAAACCUGAUGUUAACGUAGCAGUGCAUCUGGAGAUUAACACACAACUUGUAGUAUCAGCAAACCCUUUUUUAAAGUGAUACUUUGAGUAAUUGUCUUAUUUCUGCUGGCUUAUUCAGUGUGAAAUCCUUUUUGUGUCUGUUGUUUUGUUCUUGACGUGCUAUAUUAACGUGUUUUGAGAGCAAGUUUCAGCACCUGAAUACAUCUCAAACUUGCACCUAAAAAGUGGGACAUUUUGCAAAAUAAUCUUCAAAUAAUCUUCAGAAAAG
Molecule: messenger RNA, 1008 nt
Organism: Thunnus maccoyii (southern bluefin tuna)
Lineage: Eukaryota; Metazoa; Chordata; Actinopteri; Scombriformes; Scombridae
Product: transmembrane emp24 domain-containing protein 3-like
Exons: 3
Coding region: 94-717 (207 amino acids)
Biological process (GO): Golgi organization; endoplasmic reticulum to Golgi vesicle-mediated transport; intracellular protein transport
Cellular component (GO): COPI vesicle coat; endoplasmic reticulum; endoplasmic reticulum-Golgi intermediate compartment
Source: RefSeq, a predicted model, not a curated record